Molecule: messenger RNA, 639 nt
Organism: Alternaria burnsii
Lineage: Eukaryota; Fungi; Ascomycota; Dothideomycetes; Pleosporales; Pleosporaceae
Exons: 2
Coding region: 1-639 (212 amino acids)
Source: RefSeq, a predicted model, not a curated record
AUGCGCAUCGCAUCCACGCUGCGCAUUGCGGCUCUGUUCGCCUUACCCUUUGUUUCAGCUCAAGACAACGAUAGCGACUCAAUCGCAUCCCCCGGUGUGGGCAACAGCGACUGCCCCAAGAUUGCACCUGGGCCGGUGAGCUUCAGCUAUCUGGUGGGGCUUUUCACGCCUCAGACUCUCCCUGAUCCAAUUGCGACGGAAUCUGUUCGUCAGACUCUGGCGCUCUAUGCGCUCGCCAUCGAUGGUCGCAACUACGAAGUGUUGAGAAAGGUGUUCACUACUGACGCCCGUGCCAACUACUCUGACCCCAUCGGUGUACUGAAUGGUGUACAAGCUAUCAUUGACAACCUGGCGCCCAGUCUGAACAACUUUGUCUCCACUCAGCAUCACCUGGGCACGCAAAUGAUUCACAUCUGCAGUCUUACCAGCGCUGUGUCUGUUACAUACUUUCAGGCUACGCACUACUUCACCCCCUACACCGGCGUUGCGAACCCGGUAGACAAUAGCAAGGUCUUGAUCGACAAGGCUCAGUAUCAAGACACGUGGGCCAGGCAGAAGGAUGGAAGCUGGAAGAUCACCAACCGUAACUUGGUGCGGAUGGGUCCUGCCACACUCGACGGCGGCUUUCCGACUUCGUAA